Aspergillus eucalypticola CBS 122712 is the source of this 486-nucleotide messenger RNA. RefSeq lists its product as uncharacterized. The transcript has 6 exons. The coding region runs from base 1 to 486 and encodes 161 amino acids. NCBI's taxonomy places the organism in Eukaryota, Fungi, Ascomycota, Eurotiomycetes, Eurotiales, Aspergillaceae. The record is from RefSeq and is a predicted model, not a curated record.
AUGGCGCUCUGUAAAACCAAGGGAAUAUCCCCCUGCUCACCACCUGCAUGGAACCUUCCACAGAAGAAGAAGAAGAAGAAGAAGAAGAAGAAGAAGAAGAAGAAGAAUCCCCAAGCAAACACACCUACCGCCCUCCUUCCUUACUCCGUACAUAGUGCUUACAUCUUACUACAUGAACCAAACCAUCCUAUCGGAGAUGCCGAUAUGCGCUUCUUCAUGAUUACUAUCUUUGAUGACGAUGAUGAUGAUGAUGAUGAUGAUGAUGAUGAUGGUGGUGGUGGUGGUCGCCUUACCCUGACCCUCCCUACCUGUACUUCCCAUAAAAAUGACCUGUCCCAAACCGACUGGGGUACUACUAGUAUACUAGUGUUUAUUGCUAGUGAUUUUAGUACUACGUUCAGUUACUACUAUUCUUUGUUGAUGAGUACUGUCAUGUGGAUCGGACCAGAACUGAACUUGCAGUUGGCUGGCUGGCUAGCUGGCUGA